This is a messenger RNA of Schistosoma turkestanicum, 1263 nucleotides long. NCBI's taxonomy places the organism in Eukaryota, Metazoa, Platyhelminthes, Trematoda, Strigeidida, Schistosomatidae. The record is from the annotation of a GenBank genome assembly.
AACGGUUGUCCGCGCGUAAUUUGAGAAUAACCCCCUCAAGGCGGAAGUGUGAAACCAAUAUGCCAAUCUUGUGUUGCAAAUGUCAAGCAAAAGGAUAUAUCAAACGUCCAAAAACUGUAUGUUUCUUUUGAAUUAGUUUUGAACUUAUCGACUGACGACAAUUUAGGGUGAUAUUAUGUGUAAAAAAUGUUUUUCUUGGUGUUUUGAAGAAGAAGUACAUUGGACAAUUGUACAUGCAAAACUUAUUAGUCGUGGGGAUAAAAUUGCAAUUGGUGCCUCCGGUGGUAAAGAUUCUACCGUAUUAGCUUACAUAUUAAACUUGUUAAAUAAACGAUAUGAUUAUGGUGCAGAAUUGUUUCUUUUAUCGAUUGACGAAGGUAUAAGUGGAUAUAGAGAUGAUUCAUUGAUGACUGUUCAACGAAAUCAAAUUCAAUAUGCACUUCCAUUAAAAAUUCUUUCCUAUCAGGAUUUGUAUGGAUGGUCAAUGGAUGAUAUUGUAAAACGAGUUGGGAAUAAACGAAAUUGUACUUACUGUGGAAUAUUUCGUCGUCAGGCGUUGGAUAAAGGUGCACUACUACUUGGAGCUAAUAAAAUAUGUACUGGUCAUAAUGCUGAUGAUAUUGCAGAGACGGUGUUAAUGAAUAUUCUCCGAGGUGAUAUUGGCAGAUUAAAACGAUGUACAGCUAUAAUGACAGGUGCAGAUGAUAUACUACCUCGUUUUAAACCGUUUAAAUAUGCUUAUGAAAAAGAGAUUGUUAUGUAUGCGCAUAUGCAUAAGUUGGAUUAUUUUUCAACUGAGUGUAAAUAUGCACCACAAGCUUAUCGAGGGCAUGUAAGAAGCUUUAUCAAGGAUUUGGAGAGAAUACGACCUAGAACUAUCAUAGAUAUUAUAGCUUCUGGUGAACGCAUGGCUAUUCGAAGUGAUGUAAAGAUGCCUCAAAAAAGUACUUGUGAUAAAUGUGGAUGCAUUUCCAGUCAACCCAUAUGUCAGGCAUGCAUUCUAUUAGAACAACUGAAUUCUGGUUUACCACAAAUAACUAUAAAAGAUACCAAUCAAAUUGAUUAAUCAUAUAAUGUAAAUUUUUGUAAAAACUUCAUAUCACACAUAUCAGAUAUUGUGAAUAUAUUUCUAUUUAUUUGCACAAUAAUUCCUACAAGGUGACAAAUUAUUCAUUUAAAGUGUGCUAAAUUGGCUGUGUAUUUUUUGAAAGAUUCAUGUGUACAGGAAUAGAAAUAAGCACUUAUUAAAUAAAUAUAUUUUCG